Cadophora gregata is the source of this 1416-nucleotide messenger RNA. RefSeq lists its product as uncharacterized. The coding region runs from base 1 to 1416 and encodes 471 amino acids. The record is from RefSeq and is a predicted model, not a curated record. Gene Ontology annotation, molecular function: RNA binding. Lineage: Eukaryota; Fungi; Ascomycota; Leotiomycetes; Helotiales; Ploettnerulaceae. The transcript is spliced from 7 exons. Gene Ontology annotation, cellular component: nucleus.
AUGGCUUCCGAUGCACCAAGCCUGUCGUGGGACAUCACCACAAGGUUGAUCAUCCCACGAGCUGUUGACGCAUCACUCGCAAUCACGUUGUCAAAUACGCCAGAAGAAGCCGACGACUCCCAACCCAGGGGCGUUGAGCUAGCGGGCGGAUCGAAAUUGGGAGUUACGCGCCCAUCAUCUCCUCCACCGAAUUACCCAGUCUCUGAGCCCUCUGAACCAUCAGGGAGCUCACCACGACCACCGCCGUUCUCAUCACUCUAUACUUCCACCGAAGAAGUCGUUGAAGCGUACAAGACAGCUGUCACUGAAGCCGGCGCUUCUGCAUCAGUCCCUGCUUAUUCGCCCGCUGCAUGCGAAUCACACCAAGCUUCCGCCUCUGCACAGGACGUUGACGUCGUUGCGCAAACCAAGAGUUGUCUUCCGCAGGAUACAAAAGGGGAAUCUUCCAAGAAAGACGACGAUAGCGAGCCUCCGCCUGCAUACUCAGAGGGUUCAAGCCCGUUAGAGUCAUUUACAUAUCUGAUGGCUGCCGCGGGAGGUGCUGCGAGUAUUCUUACUCAGGUGCAGCAAGGUGGUCCGCCACCGAUCAAUACAUUAGGAGAUGUCGGCGCCGAUGAGAAUAUCACGAUGGACCUGCGGGGCCAACGGUUUACAUUGUCGCGAGACGAGCUCCUUACUCUCCCCGAAUUUGUCCUCCUUUCGCUAUUCCCCAACGGUCUACUUCCAGAUGGGCAUAUGAAUACCUACCAAGAAGGCGACGCUUUCCAAGUUGAUUAUGAUCCUGCAUCGUUACAAUACAUGCUAGAAUUCUUCCGCAACGUCGCGCAAACAAUACCUUCGGGCUCAAACUCCCCCUCUACGGGCCCCGAUGCCGAUACGGUCCCAAUUGAGCCAACGACAGGCUCGGCGCGAGAGAUGCUUCAAGAUAGAGCUGGCAUAAUUGUAUUGAGAGAAGAUUUGGAUUUUUACGUCAUACCCCCGAGACCAGAUAUCGAGCAACCAGAAAUGAUAGAGGUGAAGAGAUCGGCAGGCAAAGCAUUGUUAAAACAGGACGGCAUAUUCUCUGGCUUGAGACGAAGCGAGGAAACCGGGACAACUGAGCAGCAUUUGAUUGAGAUGCUGACAGCUGGUGGAUUUAAUCAUGAUGAUCAUUGGGGACACAGAGCAAACGAGCCCAACAAAGCAGUUAUUUGCAGUCUUGCCCUUGCAAGAUUACGAACUGAUAUCCGAGGCGGCGAGAUGGGAAACAAUGCAGUGGGAAUGGCUCAGAAGUUACUGCUAUUCUGGAGGAAACCUGCUCGAAGAUGCUGGUGGGAGGGUGUGGAGUUGGAGAAUGUCGAUGGAGUAGAUGGCAAACUCAAGGUGUGGAUUCGAAGAGUAUGGACACUGGAGAUGAGUGUAAUUGGGCUUAGAUGA